CCCGCCUGGUCCUGAGGCCCGCCGCGAGGUCCGACGGUGUCACACAGAAACCCGUCCGGGCGGAACACAUUCAUGUUCAUAGGAAGUGUCGAACACCUGGAGGCGGAACGGAAGCCAGAGGAGCAGUUCACCGGGGAGCGGUGUGCUAAGAGCACCGAGUACUGUCGUUAGUGUCUCUAUUUAUUGUGAGGCUGAGAUCCUCUCUGCCUGUGAUUGGCCGUGCGGCGGCGGCAGCUGUGAUUGGCUGUGCCCGGUGAUGCCCCGCGGUGCGGCGAGCUGCUCGGGGUGCGAUGCCGUACGUGGACCGACAGAACCGCGUCUGCGGCUUCUUGGACAUCGAGGAGCAGGAGGACAGCGGCCGCUUCCUGCGCCGCUACUUCCUGUUGGACACGCAGCAGGGCGGCCUGCUGUGGUUCAUGGACAACCCCCAGAAUCUGCCUGAAGGAGCAGAGGAGGUGGGAUCUCUGAAACUCACCUACAUCUCCAAGGUCAGCGACGCCACCAAACUGAGACCAAAGGCCGAGUUCUGCUUUGUUGUAAAUGCAGGAAUGAGGAAGUUUUAUCUUCAGGCCAACGACCAGCAGGAUUUGGUGGAAUGGAUCAAUGUUCUCAACAAGGCCACCAAGAUUACUGUGCCGAAGCCGGCCGAGGGCCACACGGAGGCCCCCCUGGAAGGCCUCGGAGCCACGAAACAGACCUCCUACAAGACUGAGAUCAUAGGAGGAGUCGCCAUCACCACGACGACGCAGGAGCAGGGGGAGGGGCAUGUUGAGGCAGAGCGUGGCGGUCUGAAACGUGGUCAACUGCCCUACUUCCUGUCCAGAGGGGCACAGGACCAGGCCGUCAUCAAGGCCGGAUACUGUGUCAAACAGGGGGCUCUGAUGAAGAAUUGGAAGAGGAGGUACUUCAUGCUGGAGGACAACGCCGUCAGCUACUACAAGUCUGACCUGGAGAAGGAGGCGCUGAGAGUCAUCCCGCUGAAGGAGAUCCACAGAGUCCAGGAGUGCAAUCAGAGUGAGCUGAUGAUGAGGGACAACCUGUUUGAGGUGGUCACCGGCUCCAGAACCUUCUACAUGCAGGCUGACAGUCCAGAGGACAUGCACAGCUGGAUCAAGUCCAUCUCCGGGGCCGUCGUCGCUCAGCGAGGACCCGGUCGCUCCGCUACCGCCGAACACAGUGACCACUCCUCUCCCUCCCCAACGUCCUCCUCCACCUUCUAUUACUCCGAGCAGGAACUACACCACCCCGGGCCCGCCGCCAUGGAGGCUGACGAUGCCCCUCCCCCCGGUGUGGCUCCUCCCCCGGCGCGCUGAACGGUGCCGCUGAGAAACCUGACGUGCAGAUUACCCUGAUUUGAUGAUGAUGAUGAUGAUGAAGAGGACACACACACACUUAAGAGAUUUUAACGUUGUGAAUUCUGUACGAAUAAUUCUGCAACUCUCUUUUGAUUAAAAUUUACAAGAAAAGA
Pseudoliparis swirei is the source of this 1468-nucleotide messenger RNA. RefSeq names its product pleckstrin homology domain-containing family A member 1-like. The record is from RefSeq and is a predicted model, not a curated record. The transcript has 12 exons. Gene Ontology annotation, molecular function: PDZ domain binding. Bases 291 to 1313 code for a protein of 340 amino acids. Gene Ontology annotation, cellular component: cytoplasm; membrane. NCBI's taxonomy places the organism in Eukaryota, Metazoa, Chordata, Actinopteri, Perciformes, Liparidae.